AUGAAUCGAGACGGCGGCGAGGGCAGCCGUCCUCGGGGCAACCAGACUCCGACCCGCCAGAAGCCGAAGAAGCCACGACCCAUCCAGGAGCCAUACCUCGUCACCGCGCCGCCGAGCAGUCUCCGCACUCCACCAUCAGAUGAUACUGGCUUAAUCCUCCCUUCAACCUAUGCGCGCAGCCUGCGACCGCCGCUCACAUCUAACGCCAGCGGCUCGGGGAGGAGCUAUGCAGCCAACUUUCUGUCCCCGCCGGCGAUCAUGGCGAUGCCCUCCGCCUCAAGACCCUUGUCAUACCCGGGGCCAUCGAGGGGGUACGCUGCUAGCUUGAUCUCCCCGCCGGCGAUUAUGCCUGGUGGGCGGCCGAACGAGCCCCUCCAAUAUGGGCGGACGACGCCGCGCGGGCGCCUGGGAUCACAUCCCAACAUCAGCCAGCCCAGCCUGCGCCCCACGUCCUCAAAUCCGAGUCCUAACGAGGGAGAGAGGCCCAGAACACCGACACGCCGGCGCAGGCUGCGUGCCGUCCAGGAGUCCAUUCGACGGCGGCCGCGCGCUGAUACCGUCAACUCGGUCGAGGAAGGGCGGGCGCUGGGCCUGGCUCGCGGCGCUAGCAUGCGGAGGGUCAACGUCUGGGAUGAUAUCCCCACUGUGGAGGCACAGGCUGAAGAACCGCCACCGCCGUUUCCAUUUCCCACAGCAUCAAACUUGCGCGCACCGCCGACGUUCGAGCGCUUGCUCCCAGUACCGGAGACACCGCCGCCGUCGUUUGACGUCGCGCUUGCGAGCCCUCUUGACGCGUCGGUGCCGGCAUCAUCAUUCCAACCACCAUCACCGCGUCCCCUUGCACCACCACCAGGUCUUUCACCAUUGCCAUCUCAUGAGCCCACACACACCACUACCCCAACGCCCGCAUCACAUCGCUCCCUCACCACGCCUGCGAUCAUUGACACGCCGUCCUCCCCUGAACCCUCGUCGAGUUCUGAUGAAGGGGUUGCGGACGACCGACCGGACCGUCGGCAAUGGAACGCGGAUAUCCUUGCCGGAUAUACCCUCGCGGAGCGGGUUGCGCGCGAAACCACCCGCUUGAAGGCGCGGACUCCCCGAGUCGAGGCGGCCCCGGAUGCGGAAGCGCAGCGACUGGAGGCGAUAGGGGAGAGGAGACGGGAGGCGAGCAGAGAAGAGGAGGAGAGGAGACAAGAGGAGGAAAGGAGAAAGGAGGAGGAGCGUAGAGAGGAGGACGCGUGGCAAGAGGAAGACGCGAGGCAGAGAGCAGCGGCUGAGAAGGCUGAACGAGAAGCUAGCGAAGCUGAGGCUCGUCGGGUGGCUGAGGAAGCAGCUCACCGGGAAGCUGCCGCUGUUGCGAAACGCCAAGUCCAAGCUGAAGCGGCGCGUCAAGCGGAGGAAAUGGCCCGCCAGCGACGGCAGGAAGAGGAGGCAGCUCGCCUCCGCCGACGGGAGGAGCGUGAAGAAGCCCGGCGUGCCGCUGUGGCCGAAGCUGAGCAUCGGGCUGCAACUGCCGCAGCCGUACGUCAGGCCCAGGAGGAAGCCCGCCAGCGUCUCAAGCUCGCCGAAGAGGAAUCACGCCGCGCCGAGGCCGAAGCUGCAGCUGUCCGAGAGAGGGAGGAAGCAGAUGCAAAAGCACGCCGCGCCGAGGCUGCUGCUGCUGCGAUGCGCCGGUACGAGGUCGAUGAGGCGCUGCGCGAAGCUGCGGUCGCUCACCCCGUGUCCUCACCAGACCUCGAUGCUGCACGGCAUGAGUUGGCGCAUCGGCUCGCUGGGAGGAUUGGAGCACGCGAGGAGAUUGUCGCUAUGGCAAAAGCGGCGCUGGCGAAGAAGGCGCGCCUGGCGACGUCGGGCAAGGAGGAGGGUCUGCAACCCACGUUGCCAGCGCAGUGUUUCCAUGACGGUCUGGUACGGGCCGAGGACCCCGGUGUCGCCUAUGACCUUGUCCUUGCGCCGCCCACAUCCAAGACACCAGCGAGCCAGGUUGCGGCGAGCCAGCCCAUUAUGACGACGCCACCACGCAUGGCGAGCACAUCUCCGAGAGCUUUCGUCACGCCUACGCAGCCCCUCUUUUCAUCACCCGCCCAACCAUACAGACAUCAGGUACAGCCGUCGACGGAGAUACUGGAGAGCCCACCACACGGCCAGCAACCAAAGGCGGAGGGGCUGGGCCUCAGGGGCGUGAACCAGCGGUGCCCAUCAUACCCGGCCCAGUCGCCACCUCUCGGUUCUCACCCGCCUGCAAACUAUGUGAACGAGUACCCCCCGAUGGCGCCCGCUCAGCCCGCGCGCGCAACGCCGACGCCGACGUCAACGGCCCGACGCGCGUCUGUCACCGAAUCGCCGGUGUUCGGAAACGUGCUCUCGAAAUCCCCGUCAGUCUUCUCGUCGUCGCCUGCAGCGUCGCCGAACUUGGACCUCCACUCGCGCAGUCGCACGAGCUCGUCCUCCAGCUGGGGUCCACGGCCACAGCUCACCUCGCGCUCCAGCUCUGGCUCUGUCAACUCCAAAGCUACAAGACGGCUGAGUGGUCCCCGGCCUAUGUGUAAAAAGGACAGGGCAGCCUUGGCCAGCUUACCAGACGUGGCGCCCCUGCCGACCCCGCCGCCCUUACGCACUACCUCUGCGGGCCGAUCGACGUUGGAGGUUAUCGCCGGACUGACGCCGCCCUCGAACAUACCAACCUCCGUCCCAACGCCUGCGCUGCCUAUGCCUACACACUCGCCUUCUCGGCCUACGUCAGCCUUACGCUCAUGCGCUGAACCCAAUCCCGCUAAGCCGACCUCGGAGCCAACUUCCAUCCCCAGUUCUCCCCGCCCAUCUGAAACCGCGGCGACUCAGUCGCGUCCACAGAGCAGCAUUAUCUCAAUUGACAGCCACGCACCGCGGUCGCGCUCGAGCUCGGUAUCAGGUCCGCGCCCGAUGCAGAAAUCUCGCAAGUCAUCAGGCUCCCAUUCUCAGUCGAGCGACGCACCGCCAGUCCCCGUUAUCCCUGCUCGCCAUCGGACUGGCUCCGCGACCGCUGUCGCGCUGAGGGACUAUCGUUUUCCCUCGGAUGGAGCGGAGUCGACCCAGUUGCCACAGCAGGUCCAGGAAUCUCUGCAGGCUCCGGUGCAGUUCAGCCCAGCAUUGACGACUUCUCCACGUGAAGAGUUCAAGCCUAUACAGCCGCAGAAGAGAAGCGACAGUCUCUCGGCCUCGGACACGUCAGGCCACUUCCGCCAACCAUCUCAGUCAUCGGCAUUGACGCCCUCCAAGUCACCCACUAGCAACGUACCCAGCAAUCCGUCCCAUAACAGUCGCAGCACCUCCACGGUACCUCCUCUCUCGUCGUCCUUGUCGCAGACACAGUCCCAUGUGGUGUCGGUGUCACAGACGCCCCCACUCGCCCAGAGGCCAGACCAAGCGCACGUCCGAACGGACAGCGACGUCCUACCGCCGCCAGUGCCACCAAAGGACGAAUUAUUCCCCCCUGGUCACAGGCCCUCUGCCGAGUCAUCCUCUCCAGCUUCAGGUGGAGCGUAUCGGACUCAGGCUCAGUCUUCGCAUAAAGACACCAGUGAGAACCAGGUGCAACCUGUGCCAUUCAACAGACUUUCUGUCGGGAUGGGCCGUGACUCACGCUACGAUCUGCUCAAGCACGUCCUAAAUCCAACGGAUUCUGUGGCAACAUCUCAACAGAACCGGAAUGGGACGGAGAGUGGCGAGACGGUGGAGCUCAUCCAGGAGCUCGACCCAAUCGAUAGCAAAGGGAAGCGUCCCGCCAACGGCGCACGGUCGUCCACGCCGGAUUUGAAUGGCCUCCUGGAGUCGUCUUCUGCGCUCCUUGAGCUACUUGAUGAGGGCGCUGAGACGUCAGCGAAGGGAGCUGCAAGGGCCGCAGCCCGCCGGGCACUUGAAGGCGAGCUCGCGCAACAGCGCGAGAUCGAGCGCCGCAUCCACGAGCGUUCGGAACAGGACACCAGUCAGGAUCACGCACUCGCUCUGGCUUUGCAGGACAGCCAGGACAGCGAAAACCCGAGCACGGCGAACGACGAAGCACUUGCGGCGCUGCUGGCCGAUCUGCAGGCCGAUGUCGGACCCAAUACACAGGACCGAGAACGUGUGCAGCCACCCGCAAAGCAGUGGCCUGCGCUCUCAUUCAAGGGCAAGGAGCGCGGCCCUCCACCCAAGCCCAGCAGACCACCUCCACCCAAGCCGCCUCGUAACGAGAGGGAGUGGUUGCCGCGCGCCGAAGAGGUGAUCUCUGCUCCAGCGGAAUCCAGCGUGUACACUGGACGUGAGCCAGUCCCGCCCCACAAGCGCGACACGCAGUACAUGCUCGCGUCGUUCCCGAUUCCACCGUUGCCUAGUCGUGCGAACGUACCGACUCCGCCACCACCUCAGCUGCCGCCCAUCACGCCGUCACGGCCGCUGAGUCAGUUCCCACCGUCACGGCCCGAAAGCCAGUUCAUCCCUUCCGGCGCGCCACCCCUUCCUACGCCGCCUGUGGCACCAGCACUAACACCCCAACCCGCUGUCCAUCCGCCACCGACCACCCGCCCCGUCCCACCGCCACCGCCCCCCCUGAAGACGCGCCGGCCACCACCACCUCCCCCACUCCCGCGACAGAGCCACGAAGCACAGAGCCACGAAGCGCCUUUCAGGCCCCUCACGGUCCCGCCAAUCCAGCUCGACGACGGGCCAGUCUCGCAGCCCCACGACCGGCUCCAGUCGCCGCUCUCAAUGUCUUCAGCGUCGUUCUCUCCCCUCGAUGAUCCCAGGCACGACCACGAAACGAGCGGGUCUGCGAGCUCUCUAUUGCGUACCGCGUCUCGUGCUCGCCCUCGUGGACGCCGUGACCCUCCGCCUGUCCCUCCUCGUCCGUGGUCGAGGAUCGUGGAAAGCCAACCUGGCAACCCAUUGCCACACAACCCCGACGAUGCACCGGGACGGCCCGGCGCACCUAAUCUACCACCGAUUCGCCUCUCGGUGGAACACGACCCCCCGCUGCAUGACAACUCGCGUCGCAGCUCUGCCGCCGACCUCGAAAGCCGCCGCAACUCUGCUGGCCUGGACCACAGACACAACCGCCUUAGUGUCGACCUCCCCUCCCUGCGUCGGGGCUCAUCGUCGUCCAGCAUGUUCGCUGGCCUGAGACUCGACGCUCAGGGUCAACUGAUUGAGGAGGAGCGCGCGGCCUCGACACUAGCCGAGACCGUGACUACCGAGACCGUGGUACCGCCCCCGGCACUGCCUGAAGCGCCUGGCGCAGUCCCUUCUGAGCCCCGUCAGGCCGGCGAGCGAUGGGCCGAAGUCACCGAUGUCGACCUGUACGCUUCGCUCGUCAUUGGCGGUGCAAACGAGUACGAGGGUCUGAACCACCUCAUAGACUUCCUCGGGCCUGCCAAGGCACCUGGCGCGACGCCCGAUGAGCUCGCGACACUCGUCCCGGCGCCCGUGGUCGUGGACAGUCGCCGGGUCAACGCCGCCGGCAAGGUCAAGAUCAAGUUGAGCGUCCUGGGCGUGCGCGUCACCAACUGCCCCGUAUGUCUGGCGCAAUACCGAGGCGACGAUUCAGCUGUGCUCUUCCCGUGUGGUCACAUAUCACACGACAGCUGCGCUCGGAGGUGGUUGCGCGAGAGCGACGCGUGCAUGGUGUGUCGCAACAAGCUGAUUGACGACGGUGAAUAA
Cutaneotrichosporon cavernicola is the source of this 5673-nucleotide messenger RNA. RefSeq lists its product as uncharacterized. Lineage: Eukaryota; Fungi; Basidiomycota; Tremellomycetes; Trichosporonales; Trichosporonaceae. The transcript is spliced from 2 exons. Bases 1 to 5673 code for a protein of 1890 amino acids. The record is from RefSeq and is a predicted model, not a curated record.